AUGGGGUAUGUUGACGGUGAAUUUCCAUGCCCUCCAGCGGUGAUUGACGCCGCACCGGCAACCGGCGAGUCCACGACGUCCACCUCCUCGGUUCCCAAUCCGGCCUACAAGGCCUGGAUUAAGCAAGAUCAGACAUUACUCUCUCUUCUCAUCUCAUCCCUUUCGGAUGAGGUGAUGCACCUUGCGGUUGGGCAGUCCACAUCCAAGGUUGUUUGGGACUCCAUCAACACGGCGCUGACUAGUUCUACGCGUGCGAGAUGUCUCGGACUCCUCGGGCAGUUUCACGCCCUCAGGCAAGGUGGCAGCAGCACGGCUGAGUAUCUCGGCCGAGCUCAGAUGUUAGUGGAGGACCUUGCGCACGCCGGUCGUCCAAUUUCGCUAGCCGAACAGAACAUGUUCGUUCUCCGGGGCUUGCGGCAAGAAUAUCGCUCCAUGGCGUCGUCGUUGACUGCGGCUGGCACUCUAGUCACCAUACCGCAGAUUGCGGAUUAUCUCCGGGCGCAGGAGUUUCUCCAUGCGGAAGAUUAUCCGGCGCAUCCUGAGCACGGGAAUCCAGCUGCAUUCUACGCUGGCCGGGGCCGCAAUGGUGGAUGA
Molecule: messenger RNA, 594 nt
Organism: Ipomoea nil (Japanese morning glory)
Lineage: Eukaryota; Viridiplantae; Streptophyta; Magnoliopsida; Solanales; Convolvulaceae
Exons: 1
Coding region: 1-594 (197 amino acids)
Source: RefSeq, a predicted model, not a curated record